This is a messenger RNA of Anneissia japonica, 5122 nucleotides long. Its product is annotated as dentin sialophosphoprotein-like. Bases 142 to 3936 code for a protein of 1264 amino acids. Lineage: Eukaryota; Metazoa; Echinodermata; Crinoidea; Comatulida; Comatulidae. Gene Ontology annotation, biological process: meiotic chromosome segregation. The transcript has 10 exons. The record is from RefSeq and is a predicted model, not a curated record. Gene Ontology annotation, cellular component: chromosome, centromeric region; nucleus.
GAUUUAUAAGGUGUAGUGUUCUUGUAUUAUAAAUUCAAAAGGCUUAUCGAUCACAAAUUAUUAAGAUUUAUUUGUAGUUAUUUUAAAUGAGAACUAUGCCUUUCUACGGUUCAGUCAGCAGUGUUUAGGUUGCAUGUAAACAUGGCUUCCCAUAGUUUGGAGUCUGUCCCGGAAAGGAAAACAGUGAAGGACAUGAAAAAGAAUAUCCUGAAGGAUAAAAGAAGAAAAAGAAAAAGGAAUGAUGUACUAAACUUGUCAAAAUGGCAUAACAAAUCCAGCACAUCUUUCAUGAAAGCUACACUGAGAGCCAACAAUACAGCAUUGGCGAGGGCGCUAGAGAGGACAAAGCAGGAGAGCAGUGAGCUGCAACAGUCUGUGCUAGAAUUGCAAAAGGAAAGGCAUUUACUGAUGUGUGCUGUCAACGCCUUAAACCGCACAAACUUGGAAUAUGAGCAAAGAUUUGCAAAUAUCCGUGAAUCACUGCGAAGUGUCACUUCAAGUCUGCUAGGGGCAUCCAGUAUGCUGAGCACUACCUUAGGCAAUUGUACAUCACCAGUUGCAGACCGAGGCUCUCUCGCAUCUAUUAUAUCAGAAGAUGAUGUUUAUGAAAACAGGAAGAUAAGUGGACCUAGUAUUUACUACAAGAAACCAAGCUAUGCAUCUAAAGGCUUGAGCCAAGAAAUUUCAGACCUAUGUGAGAGCAAGGAGAAGAUCGAUGGCAGUCUAGAUGAUGUUUCAGAGAAGAACCUUGUGAUCCCAGAGGUACCAGGUGAUGAGAGCAUUAACAUCAGGAUCUCACUGCCAAGCUUCUUGAAUGAUUCAGUAGCCACAGAUGGAAAAACUAAUCCACCAUCACCAUUGGUUAUUGAGCAAGAUGUAUGUUCAGUGAGAGAACAAGAUAAAGAUGCACAGACAGGUGACCACAUAGACACAAAAUCCAACAAGAAACUGAACUUUUCAACUAGCUUCACUGAAAGCAUGCCAUCCAUGGACGAUAACAUUCCAAAGAGGAAUUCUCAAGAGAAUAGAGAAGAAAGUUGUGUUGGAAGUAGUGUUAAAACCAUUAACAAGGCUAACAGCUUUGCCACCUUUUUCCCCCUGUCUCCAAAAGAUGCAAAGUUGUCUAAGAGUUCUGGAAAGUUCAAACAAAAGAAUACAAAAAGACAUAGCAUAUCCAGAUUAGUUGAUGAUCCUUUUAAAACACAAUCUAAAAUUGCUCAUUCACCUGUUACAAGAAAUAGUGGAAUUGAUGAAAAUCAACAUCACUUAUUGCAGAAAAAUCUUAAUGCAGAAAGUACACAAAAGCUAUCAGAUUCAUCAAACCAAAGAACAGAAAAUGAAGUGGUUGGAGAACUUAAUGAAUCAAAAGUGGUGGAUAAUGACACAGCAGAGAAUAUACCAAUUUGUGAAGUUAAGCUAGAGAGGGCAGUAAGUACUGAUGACAUAUUAAACAAUGAAGGCACUGAUAUCCUUUCACCUGAUGAGUUGCAGUAUGGCAUGUUUGGAGGAUGUCUAGACAUGUCUCCAGAAUUAAUUGGUGAGGAAAUGGAACUUACUGGGACUCUGAAUGCAUCAAUUGUCCUAAAUGCACUACAACAUUUUGAUAGAACAAAAAAACAAAAAAACAUUAAGGAAGCUAAUGACCAUAAGCUGACGACAGCAUCUAUUGGUCAAAGUGAUAGGGAUGCUCAUGGUAUGUUGAAGAAAAACACUGGAAAUGGUGCUGAACAUGUUAGUGAUGAACAAGGCAUAGCCUCCAGCAAACAUAGAACAAAAACUAAGAUUGCAAAAGAGGGAAUAACAUCAGAGUCAGAGAGUGACACAAAGAAUGAUUUUCAAUGUAACGAACAAAAAUCACAAACUACAGCACUUAAAAAGUGUAGGAAAAGAAAACCAAAAUCCAAGAUCCCUAAAAAAGAUUCAAAAAAGCCAAGUAGUGUAUUCGAUAUUAGUGCUGGUGAGUACUUUUCACAUCCCAGUCCAAGUAGGCUGUCGAAGAUCCUCACCGUAGAAAAUACCAAUGACGAACCUGAAGUCAAAAAGAAUCAAAGUAGGCUGUCAAAGAACCGCAUUGGUGAAAAUGCAAGCAGCAAACCUGAAAACGGAAGAAAUCCAGGGCGGCUUAAAAGUAACCUCACUGUUGAACAUGCAAGUGACAAACCUGAAAACAGAAGGAAUUCUAGUCAACCAUCAAAGAACCUCGCUGUUGAAAAUACAAAUGACAAGCUUGAAAAUGAAAAAAAUCCAAGUCAGCUGUCAAAGAAUGUCAUCAUUGAAAUUGCAGGUGAGAAACCUGAAAAGAAAAAGGAUUCAAGUGUUGGAAAUACCAGUGACAAACCUGAAGAAAAAACAAAUCCAAGCAGGUCAUCUAAGAACUUUACCAUUGAAAAUACAAGUGACAAACCUGAAAACAAAAAGGAUUCAAGUGAGUCCUUGAGGAACCUUACUUUUGAAAAUGCAAAUGACAAACCUGAAGAAAAAACAAAUCCAAGCAAGUCAUCAAAGAAAUUCUCCAGUGAAAAUGCAACCGACAAUCCUGAAAAGAAAAAGUCAACAUCACGUCAAACAUUGCGUAGAGGUACAUUCCUUAUUGCAAAAACCAAAAUGUCACAGAACGUACUCAGUGACAGUGACAGCGAACACCAGAAGAAUUCUCCUUUGACAUCCAAGAUAAAUAAGUUACCACAAGAAAAAAAGAGAUCAGUCAAAGACCACCAGCCUAAAGCUGUGGUGACCUCAAACUCUCAAGAUGAUCAUGGGAAAAAGAAUAACGUUGACAGUAUUUCGAAUCUAGAUGAAAAGAACAAUGCAAAUUCACAGAAGACACCCAAGACAUCUAAGAAACCAGAGAAGAAACGCAAAACAUUUAAUUUGACCAAGGAUAAAGACAAGGCUAAGGAUAAAGACAAUAAUUCCAUAGAAAUCAGCAAUCAAGUUUCCUGUACAGCAGACAUAACAUGUGAUAGUUCUUCAGAUACCCCAAAGACAGUUGUAAAAGAGAAAACAACUAGGAUACCCUCAAGCAAAUCAAAGAGUGCAUCCAGAAGAGUAACAUUUCAUAUGAAAAGCAAAAUGAAAAAGGACGACUCCCAAUCUAUAGAAAUUACAGAAGAAACACCCAAGAGGAGACCAUCAGGGUCGAAAAAAUUAGAUAGUGUAGCUCUGGAUUCUGAUGUGGAACCUGAGAUCACCAUUAUUCCCGAUACUCAUAUGAAGAAGAGCCGGAAGAAAAGGGUUGUGAGCUCUGUCCCAGAUUCUGAUGAAGAAUCACACGGCAAACAAGAUUGUGUGGUUCCAGUUGAUGGGAAUCAGAAGAAAGGCAAAUCUACUUCUAAAAAAAUGACCGACAAGGAAAACAGUCCAGUAGCGAACACCAAAGAGCAUAAAAGAACUCCAAACAACAAAAAGAAAGACAAGAAGAAAAGUUCAAAGCAAAAGGCUAAAGUUCAUGAAGAAUUUGAUGACAGUGUUCCUGAAGUUACUGAUCAACCAACUCCUAAACAGAAGAAAACUCCUGAAACGAAAUCCAAGAGCAAGGCAAGGGGUCAGAAGUCAGUAGGUCAAGUAAAGAAUGAGGAUAAGUGUAAAAUUGAUGACAUAACAACUGCAGUAGCCUCUGCCAACAAACCACAACCAGUGGAGCAGGUUGAUUGUCAACCGUCAAUUGAAGCAGAUGGAGCUGUGUUGCCAAGACAACGAUCAAGUCGCCGAAAUGGAGGUGUUGUUAGUUACAAGGAACCUUCAUUAAACAGUAAACUUCGUCGUGGUGAUGCAAAAACAUGUCAAACUACUCCUGAUCAUCAACUUUCACCUUCAAGUAUGAAGAAACCAAGGAAAAGUAAAAGAGGUAGCAAGUCACAGAAACAAGAGGCUAUGAGUAAUGUGACAAAUACUAUUGACAAUAACCUUCAAGAAGCAGUGACCAGUGACCAUUAACAUGAGGAUGAGUGCCAUCCCUUUAUAUCUGACGGUCCCUGUUUAAUCCUGUUUUCAUCAUCUUUUGUAUAUUCACACGACACCAGUUUCUGUGGUGAUUCGAGUGGCCGAGCGGUAAGGCAGGUGUGCCUCUAGCUACAUUGGCACUGGUUCCAGCCGUGGUUCGGUUGGUAGAACCAAGUCUUCUCGGUUAAGGACUUAAAAUGGAGGUCUAAUGUAUACAUCUGGCUGGUUUGCACUUUAAAGAACCCAUUGCAUCUUUUUGAAGAGUAGGGGGUUACCGAUGUGAUGGUUCAUUUCAGCCCCUGUCGUUGUAGAAUGAUGUGAACGCCCAUACGCAAUUCAGCACAAUGACGCUGCAAGUUAUGGGUUAUUCUCCUACCUUUACCUUUCAAAUAUGAAAUGCUGUAUCUUAAAAAUGCAAAGAAAAGUAGUUCAAUCAUUUUUAGGCUUAGAAUGCAACUAAAUUACAAUAGUUUAAUCAAUUUGAUGAUUUUUACAUGCUGAAACUGGGACAGCAUUACAAAAAAUAUAAAGUUGGUAUAGAUGAUUACAUUCGAAGUUUAAUCAUUUUAAGAAAUGGGGUAUAACUUAUUGGUAACAAUUGAUAUAAUAAUAAGACUUAGGGCAAACAAAUCAGUGGGUCAGAGAUCAUUAUAUGAUCUCUUGCUGGGACAGCAUUGCAAAAAAUAUGAAGUCGGUAAAAAUGAUUACAUUCGAAGUUUAAUCAUUUUAAGAAAUGGGGUAUAAAUUUAUUGGUAACAAUUGAUAUAAUAAAAGACUUAGGCAAAAAAAUCAGUGGGGUCUGAGAUCAUUAUAUGAUCUUUUGCUCAAAAUGAGCAAGUUAAUUUCAAAAUUAUUUUCUAUGAUCUUUUUUUGUCAUUUUCAAGGGACAAUACAUCUUUAGUGCACAAAGCACCAUGAGCGCCACUUAUAGGGUGGAGUAUGCCGUCUAUAUUACAAAAUAUUUUUAUGCAAUUUUUUAAAAGUAUUGUCACCCACUAGACUACCCGGAUAUAUUCUCAGUUGCUUUGAAUUGGGUAAUUGCAGAGUUGAAUGUAAAACAAGUUUUUUGAGUAAAUGACAAAAUUAUAAAAGAUAGAAAUAUGUUCUAAAUAAUUUGUCAUAUAUUUGUUUUGAGCAUGUAAUGUAAUGUUUUGAAUAAAAUUUGACUGCUAUACUAAAU